AUGGCCAUGGCACAUUCCGAUCGGGACGAAUUCACCGCACUCGAAAAGGAUGCAAGACAUGCCGUCGAAGGGGGAAAAAGUCAGGAGAGUGCUGUUUCUAACAUCUACGAUCAGUGCGAUGAAAAUAAACCAGCCUGCGGCGCGUGCCAGCGACUUUCCUUGACCUGCUGCUACGUCACCGAGUUUGUCUCAUUUAAUUCAGGCGGUUCAUGUCCUCAAGCGCAGCACCGGCCCUCCUUUAAGCAUAACGACAGCGACGACUCCAACGGUUCAGGGAUUGAACAUGAAUCAGAUCUUUGCACGAAUGGAUCCAAGUUCACGGUCCCCCCAAAAGUCACGGUUGCGAUUCGUCAAAUUGAUCUGUCGAUUUCCCAACCUGACAUACUCUACUUCGGCCAUUUUGAGCGCCUAGUACGAGCAAGCCUGCCUUCUUCAGUACGGUUUUUCGAAUUUCACACGUCCGACUGCUCGUUCCUACGGCACGCUGUGCUUUGUCUGGCUGCAUCCCACCUCUCGACACUUGAUGCUCAUUUGGCUUCUCGAUGCCCAGCGGGAGAUCCCAGAAGAUCAGUAACGAGCCCGACUCCAAGUCCGCUGCAUCGUCACCAUGCUCAGCGCUACCACGAUAUCGCUCAGACGUUCAUUCUCGAGAAGAAAUUCCACGACCCAGCUUUAGUCCUCAUUGGCCAAAUCCUUCUUGCCUACUACCAUCAUGCCUCUACCGAUCACCUCAGGUUCCGGCAUGCCGUGUUCGAUACCAUUCAAUUUGUUCGCAAGAAUUACGUCGAGAUUAUGGAGUCUUCCUCGGGCGAGAUGGCUUUGCAAUUGUGGUACCGCUUGUACAACUCUCACCGUCCCUCAAAGUUGCCUGCAGUACCUAUCGACGGUGAAGUUUCGAGCGCGUCUGGGGCCCGUUUGGCUUCUCCUGGCGCGGACGAGCAUCUACACUCUAUGUGCAUUGUCGGAAUGUCCUCCGAUGACCUCAUACAUGAUAUCUUGUUCAGAACUAUGGAACUGAGGAGGCGGAUGGUAGUCGAUCGAUGCACCUCUUCCGUCCUCGGUCUACCUGAGAAAUCGCAAGAACUGGGUGUUCAAGCAUACCGACUCUUAUGUGGGCUGAUGAAUAGGUUGCCCACACCACUGGAAGAGAGCGAGGCUACGUCUAGCUUUGUCCGAGGAGAUCACAUACUCCAAUUACUAGAGAUUCAGGAUCAGCGCCUUGAAGUGUGGAUGUCGAGGGUUGAUGUGGAGCAUACGACACCUCAAAAGCAGGCGUGCCUCAGUCCACCAAGCUUUGACCUGCACGAACUGGCAAACCACAGAAAAGGCAUGGCUCAAUUGUAUUACCUCCUCUGCAGACUUCUCAUUCAAAGUACCAUCAGUCGACUGGCUCCGGAUGGUAUGGCUUUCGAAGAUCCUGCCGACACUCUCACCUCUGUCCUACUGAACGAGGCUCUUCGCCUGGUCGAUACCAUUGAACCGGCACUGUCAAGCUUGGUCGACAUAUAUGCAUUCAGCCUCUCGGAGGUGUUGCUCCAACUUUGCUACGCCUUUCCGUCGGAGCCGGUCUUUGACUACAUAUUCGAUGUGGUCUGGCCUCGCAUGGAAGCAUACGGAAGAGGAUACGAACACUCUCACUUACCUACACAUCUCGCUAAGAGAGUCAUUGCACUGAUCGCGGAGGAAUGGCAGAAUGCGCGGAGAAUCCUCCUUGUGGUGCCAGCUAUACCUGAAGACAGCCCCAAAGCAGUCCUUCUGGAUGUGACUCAACAGAUCGACGUCGUCACUUACGGCUAUGAUACCGAGCAAAGAAAGAAAGUGGCAUCUCCGGCUGAGAAAGUAUUGUCCGGCUCACGUGGAGUACUGUGUAAAUGUGCUCUAUGGGACCCCGCAUUAAGCUAUUCCGCAUUCGGUGAAGAUUACGCCGGUAAGAUGACGGUAUUGGUAUUCUUCCCAAUGUGGUGCGCUAUACGCGAAGACGGUGUUCAAAAGCAGUGUUCAACCUCCUUUCACAAACUUACCUUCAAUUCACACGCUCUCACCUUGUAUGUUCCCGAACUUCAAAUCAAAACUUCAGCCAUGGCAGUAUCAUCGAAAUGGACCAGGCUUCUCUCCGAUGACGCCCUUCCCAGGUCUUCGCAGACAUUGACGGUGAUUGGAGACACUGCAUACGUCUUUGGAGGGGAAGUGAAACCUCGAGAACCGGUGGACUCAGCAGUGUAUCAUGUUUCCGCAAAGCCAGGACAAUCCUUGCAGGACGUCUCAUCAGUUUCGACCGGAGAGACUGCUCCCCAGGCAAGGGUAGGAGCCGCAUCCACGACCCUCGGUUCCAAGAUAUACGUCUUCUCCGGUCGCGGCGGGACUGCGAUGGCUCCGAUCGAAGAGAAAGGCUCCUUUUGGGUUCUUGACACCACUGACAAGACCUGGUCUCAACUGAACCCCCAGGAUACUGGCGCUGCCUACCCUGUUGGCCGCAGCUACUACGCCCUCACGAACGACGGUCAAGAUGCGAUUUUCGUCCACGCAGGAUGCCCCGAAAGAGGCCGGAAGCAGGACCUUUGGGCUUUCAACAUCCGCAGUCGCGAGUGGCAGGAGUUGAGUCCAGCCCCAGGCCCAGAACGUGGAGGUACCUCAAUCACCUACGCCCAGGGUAGAUUAUACCGCAUGAACGGCUUCGAUGGGAAGACCGAGCAAGGCGGCGCGCUGGACGUGUUCGACAUUGCAGGAAAUCAGUGGCAGACCAUUCGUUUCGAGCCAGAUGGGGUCUCGGGACCGACUCCUCGAAGUGUGGCCUGUCUUGUGGCAGUUAGCGUCAAGAAGAAGCCAAGUCUGGUCACCAUGUUUGGAGAGCGCGAUCCCAGUAGCCUAGGCCAUGCAGGUGCCGGCAAGAUGCUUGGAGAUGUCUGGCUGUUUGACAUCGAGUCACAAACGUGGAAGGAAGUCCGUGCAACUGGCGAGACACCUAGUCCGCGCGGCUGGUUCGACGCAGAUGUGUACAACGACACUGGCAUCGUUGUCCACGGAGGGUUGGCGGAAUCAAAUGCCAGACUCGGUGAUCUCUGGCUGCUAGCAUUUGAAUGA
Molecule: messenger RNA, 3081 nt
Organism: Exophiala viscosa
Lineage: Eukaryota; Fungi; Ascomycota; Eurotiomycetes; Chaetothyriales; Herpotrichiellaceae
Exons: 6
Coding region: 1-3081 (1026 amino acids)
Biological process (GO): regulation of DNA-templated transcription
Molecular function (GO): zinc ion binding; DNA-binding transcription factor activity, RNA polymerase II-specific; protein binding
Source: RefSeq, a predicted model, not a curated record